Molecule: messenger RNA, 1182 nt
Organism: Fusarium keratoplasticum
Lineage: Eukaryota; Fungi; Ascomycota; Sordariomycetes; Hypocreales; Nectriaceae
Product: Hydrolase-4 domain-containing protein
Exons: 4
Coding region: 1-1182 (393 amino acids)
Source: RefSeq, a predicted model, not a curated record
AUGCGUUCCACUCAUCUCAUCCUUACCUCUCUCUUCACUUCUGGCCUUGCUUCCGGCAAGGUCUACCCUUCUGGCGCCUCUGAUGCCCUGGCCUUGACCCAGCCAUACUAUCCACCGACUGCCGACUGCUGGGAGUACAAGGUUCCAGUCACCAUCACGUCUGAGAACCUCAUCUUUGACUUUCCCGACUGGAAGGACGAUUAUGCACUCCAAGACUUCCUGACGGCUGCCACAACUCGAGCCAGUGCUGGCUACCCCAGUCCCAUCACCGGCACCAAGAAUGAGACCGAGACCUUCACGCUCGCCGCCUCCUUCUGCACUCCAAAAAAAUCCAGCAAGAAGAAGACCGUCAUUCUUGCCACCCAUGGCAUCGGACAGGCUCGCACUCAUUGGAACUCUGCCUACGAGCCUGACAAGUACAACUUUGUUCAGCACGCCAUCAGCCAGGGCUACUCUGUCUGGUUCUAUGAUCGCCUAGGCACCGGUGAAUCUGAGAAAGUCUCUGGCUUCACCAACCAGCUUCGUAAGCAAAAGACCAUCCUCGUUGAGCUCGCCAAGCUAGUCAAGGAUGGCCAGUACACUGGCACAUUUGGAAAACCCAACAAGCUCGCCGUCAUGGGCUUCUCUUUCGGAUCUUUUGUCACUCACUUCGCCGUGGCUGAAAACCCAGACAUUGCCGACGCUGCUAUCUUGACUGCCAUCAACUACAACACAACUGGAUUGAAUGCAAACGGACUAGUUCGCUCUUUUGUUCCUCGGGUCGCAUCUCUUCAGAACCCUCGUCGCUUUGGGCUCCUUGACCCUGGAUACCUGACCUGGGUUGAUAGCGUUGCGCAGAUCAACACGUACUUCAAGUAUCCCUACUAUGAUAUGCCUACUGCAUCCUACUGCGAAGAAUACAAGCAAGCAUUCGGCAUCGGAGAGUUUCUCACCAUCACCGAUGGCAACUUUGAUGCCAGCCGCUUCACUGGCGCAGCUCUCGCCAUCACGGGCAAGACCGACUACAUCAUCUGUGAUGGAGAAUGCGAGGGCAUCUUCGAGGAGCCUGCCCGCACCAUCUGGAAGAAUGCCAAGUUCCAGCCGUACCUCCACCCGCACGCCAGCCACAACUUCAACUUCCACCACAACGCCACUGGAGCGUACAAGGUUAUUACCAACUUUUUGGAGUCUAACGGUCUUUAA